CGGCAGGUGGGCUUCAUUCACUCACGUGAUUUCCCGCCUUCAACAGGUGAAUAUAGUCUCUCUCUCUCUCCAGUCGCCGGUUCGUUUAAAAAUUCAGAUAGUCUCCAACACGCGUGCAACUCAGUUUCAACAUUCCAAUCGCUCCACCAAAUAUAAAUCAGCGGGGUAUAAUAUAUAAGAGUUAAAAUGGCGAGACCACAAAAUCAUUUCCUCAUUGGUCUCCUAGUCUCAGCAGCCGCCUACCUGUUAUUGCAGGUUGAUGGUGCGGAUUUACGAGAGUUAAAAGUCCAAUGUUCACGCUCGGGUCUUACGGUCCAUGUCAAAUUCGAUGGUCCCUUCUACGGGAUUGUCUACUCGCAGAAUUAUUACCAAGUGCCUCAGUGCACUUAUGUGACGUCGGACAACAGCCAGGGCCGCACCUCUUUCAGUUUUAACGUGCCACAAAAAGGUUGCGGAACCGUCAGCCAAUCGGGUUACAAGAAAUCCAACAAUGUCAACACGUUCCAGCGAUCGUUGGACGUCCAGCCGGCAACAGCAGCACAUCAGCUCGAAAACGAGGAAAUUUCAUUGGAGAAUACCAUCGUUAUCCAGCACGAUCCCGACUUUCAAGAGGCCGGAGAUACGGCCCGCCGUCUACGUUGCGUUUGGGGCGCCCAUUCGCUACAGAAAUCCGUCAACGCCAAAAUGCCUGAAGUCUACCAACCCUCGACGAUUACGGUAAAGUACGAUUACCGGACCGUAAACCAGCUGGUGGAGGUCCAAUCGGACAGACGUGGACCACUUAGCUUACCGGCCAGAGGUUUCAUUAGCAGUUCACCGGCCCAUUCAUCGCUUGUCAUUUACUUGAAAAAUUCAGGUCAGCGAUUCGAUGCCAAUGUCCUGUCGUGCACUUAUUCCGAUGGCCACAAGGGUGAAACUAUCCAAUUGACGGAUGAAGAAGGAUGUUCACUCCGUCCCGAUUUGACGACCGUCUUUUACAAACUCAAAGAAACUACCAAUCCCAAUACUGAUUUAACCCUCUACACUUACUUCAGGGGAUUGAAAGCGCUCCGUGAAAGUUAUUUCUCCAUUACCUGCAAUGUGGAGAUUUGUUUCCCUCGAUGCAGCGAACGUUGCCGCAACCGUCUUGCCUAAAACUCAUAUUCUAUCUUUUCUUUUUUUAAAUUAAAAAUUAUUAAGGCGUGAAUGCUGUGCGUGAACGGUUGCUGCUUGCUUGUGCCCCAUCAUCAUUGGAAGAAAAAAUAAUCAAGUUACAACAGCUAAUUAUUAGUACACCAAAUAGUACAUUUGUAGUAAUUAACAUAAGAAAAGGUCAAGCUGGAUUUGGCUUUCUUAAAAAACAUGUGGCAAAAAAUUAACACUAUUAAACACCUUCUUUAAUUAUAUUCAUCUUUUUAAAAAAAUUGCUUUUUUUUGUCAAACUGAUUUGCAUUUUUAUGUUUUUUUUCCCCCCACCGAGUUUGACAUCGUUUUAGCAUAUCUAUCGGCCUAUUUGCUUAUUAUGUAUUAAAAAUGAAUCGAAAAUACAUUACCCAUGUUUUGAAAUAA
Molecule: messenger RNA, 1548 nt
Organism: Daphnia pulex (common water flea)
Lineage: Eukaryota; Metazoa; Arthropoda; Branchiopoda; Diplostraca; Daphniidae
Exons: 7
Coding region: 187-1134 (315 amino acids)
Source: RefSeq, a predicted model, not a curated record